ACCGCCUGGGCAGCUCCCAUCCGCGAUGGAUAUCAUGCAAGACAAGGACGUAUAUAUGGACCAAAAUGCGUUGCUCGUCAGCAUCCUCCCUACCACAGUCCAUAGCGCAAUGGCUACACCUCAAGACUCCAUCCAGCUCAACGUCUUCGACCCGCCUCGUCCUUACAUCGAUGACGACGCGGUGUUCCCCGAGGGCACCCGUGUUACACGCAGCGACGACGACGAUCUGAAGACCGUCUUUAUCAAGCAACGGGACGGGUCCUACAAGGUGGAACCCUCCACUGCCUCGGACCCUGUGAUGGUUAACUUUCCCUUCGAUAGUACGCAACUCUACAACGGAGUCAUCGCGACGAUCCUCGACCCUGCUACUGGCGCGCUGCUCGCCGAGUAUGUCAAGCAACACGACAGCUGCUGGAAGCUUGUAUCCGCGACGGACACCGCGUCAGUCAUGCCUGGAGGCCGUCAGAUCGAGAUUCUCCCCCAGGACCCAUUCAACGCUCAACAACCGCCGAACGUGCCUGAGAUCAAGUAUGGGGGCAUGCGGCUGUCUGACAUCCUGCGAGACGCGGGAUCCUCAGUAGAUGAUGCAGAGCGC
This is a messenger RNA of Trametes versicolor FP-101664 SS1, 595 nucleotides long. RefSeq lists its product as uncharacterized. The transcript has 4 exons. Lineage: Eukaryota; Fungi; Basidiomycota; Agaricomycetes; Polyporales; Polyporaceae. The record is from RefSeq and is a predicted model, not a curated record. The annotation marks the transcript as partial.